AGAACGAAGAAUUUUAACCUCCUUUCUGAGCUGUCAAAUUUCUCAAAAAUCAUGUGUUUUCCGUGGCGAACCAAUGAAUUUUCCGCUUUUUCGUAAACGACCAACGAAAACACGUGUGACGAACGAUUUUUCGCAUGUUAUCGCAUCGUUAUCACGAGAAAUGCAACAGCAUAUAUCAUUGUGUAUGUAUGUGCUCCGAUGUAAACGUUCGAUACCGGCACAUAUUUCGACGUCGCUAGAGAAUUAAGAAGAGCCUGCAGUGAGAGGAUUCUUGUAUUGAAAUAAAUUAUUAAGAUUUUAAAGUGAAUCUCGCAGAAGAUCUUUAUAAAAAAAUGAUGUUAACAUUUGCUUUUAUGGUAUACACAGCUAUAAGAGCACGAUGGACACCAAAGUAUAAAGCAGCAAUAUGUGCAGCUCUUAAGGAAUACCAAAAUCAAUAUUCUAUUAUGUUUUAUCCUGCAUUCUGUGAAUGUGGAAGCAGAGAAUCUGCUAAAAAAUGGGAUAAAGAUGCUUUGACUUCUCAUUUAUGUUAUAACAAGCAUCUUGCUCAACUUCAUAUGAUGUCACCAUUUGAUGCUACAAUGGCAAUGUACAUUAUACAUCCACAGCAAAAAAUUGAUAUAUCAAACUGGCUGAAUUAUAAAGAUGGAAAGUCACUUUUCCCCUUGUUUAAAGUUGAUGGAUAUCAGAUUUCAAGCAAAUCUAAUCUUUAUGUUCUUAUUGAAACUGAUCUUCAAACGUAUAAUACGGAUACCUCAGAAUGCUGUAUAAAACUUGAAGAUUAUGGUUUAAUCAAGGCAUGGUCUGUGAAUGAAAAUCUAAAUUUGCUUUUAGAAACAGAUAUUGAUCAUAUUACAGACUUUAUAACUAUGUUUAUACAAGGACGAUAUUUUAUUAACAAUAAUUUAUAUAUGAAACGUAUACAAACUGUUGAAGUAUCAGGAAACCCGUGCGUUUAUGAAGAUAGUAUAAAAUUAUUCAGCCCACCACGAACUACAGAAACUGUUAUUGCAUUUAGCAAAGCAGCUCAAGAAGCCUCGGAGCAGAAUAAACCUACAGAGGUUACUAAAUUUCCUGAUGUGAUUGUACAUCCGCAAAAAAAUUUGGAUGAUUACAAAGAAGAACCAAAGAUUGAAGAUCCUUUGAAAGAAACACUUGUAGAAAGCGAGGUUGAAGAGAAAAUCAAUGAUAUAUUAUCAUUCACAAUAAAUCCAGUUAAUCAUAAUAAAUCCGAUGCAAACGGCGCAUUACCAAUGGAAGAAAAACUUCCGAAGGUGCUUCCAAGUAAAUCUUCUCAAUCGGAAGAAGAGGAGGAUGUGAUAACUAAACCUCCAAAUGUACUUAUUUAUACAGAUAAAAUAGAGACGGGCAAAAGUGUAAAGGCUGUAUUAAGUAAAGUACUAGAUCCAGACAGAUAUACUAUCUAUAAUUUAACAAUAUUAAAUCUUCCUAAGAACACUUGGGUAGAUCAGGUUGCUUUGGUUGUUGUUUGUGGUAAUAUUAUGGAUGUUAUUGCUGAUCGAUUUGUAGAAUAUAUUAUACACGGUGGAAAAGUUUUAUCAUUAUGCUCGAAUAUGCUGCAUAAAAUGCUGCCAUUCUUCAAGACUGCAGAAGUGCGUGAGAAUGAACUUGUUUAUUUUUCAUAUGGGCAAUGGAAACGUGUGCGUAUGAUGCACGAUACUUUUUGCUAUCAAGCGUCUCCCAAGCGAAAUGGCUUUGUUGAAAAUCACGAAGAUGCGAGGCCUUCACUAAAUCUCCCAGAGUCGACUAGUGUUAAGGAUAAAGGAAAUUCACAUAUGUUUGAUGUGAAAAUAUUGGGUACGGAGGAAACAUGGCAAAAUCCAAGUAUAUUACUCGCAACUCUAGCCAGCAGUGGGGGUAAAGUAGUAUUCUCCCAGAUCCAUUUGGAGAAAGAUCCAAUGGAAUAUUCAAGAGCAAAGCAAUUAUAUGAGACGCUCAAAGAAAACGACGCCGCACGCUUAGGAAUAAUCAGUGACCUGUUGAGUACAUAUCUAGAAAUGGAAAUAACUCGUGCUCCUGCAUUCAAAGGAUAUUCCAUUGGUUAUCUUCUAAGCAGAAAAGAAGAUCUGAAAUGGGAAAUGCUUAAAAACAUAGAUGGAUUGACAGAGGAUUACACGUUAAAUUUGGGCGCCUUAACGAUACGGUUUUACACAGAUGAAGAAAUACAUGUUACCGUAACAGAUAUUUUUCUGCCUAUUGUAACGCAUCAUAAAUUUCGUCCGAAAAAUUUCUCGCCUGAACAGUACUACCAGUUUCUUAAUACAAAGGAAUUAGGUCAAUUAGUAAUAUAUGCAGAUGUUUUAAAAUCUUCUAUGCAUGCAAUGGGUGCUCGCAUGAAACACGGAUUAGUUGUUAUUCCACGACAACAAACACAGGGACAAGGUCGAGGUAAUCAUGUAUGGCUUAGUCCGAUUGGUUGUGCCAUGUUCACUUUACAAGUAUAUAUUCCUAGAAAUUCGAUUCUCAGUAAACAAAUAUCGCUUCUACAGCAUAUUGUCGCUGUAGCAAUGGUAUCGGCUGUAAGAUCUAUUCCAGAAUAUCAGGCUAUUAAUAUUAGAAUAAAAUGGCCUAACGACAUAUAUGUUGGCAAAUCGACUAAAAUUGGUGGUUUGAUUGUACGGACGCUUGUUGAUACAUCAUAUUAUAUUUGCGAUAUUGGUGUUGGUAUAAAUCUCUCCAAUAGCAAGCCUACAACAUGUAUUAAUGAUGUGAUUUUACAAUAUAAUCAAAAACAUCAGACAAAGUUGGAAACAUUCUCUCUUGAAAAAUAUUUGGCACUUGUAUUUAAUCAAUUGGAAAUUCUGUUAGAUGAUAUAGAAAAGGGCAACAUACAACAUUUCUACAAUCUUUAUUACAAAUAUUGGUUGCAUAAGAAUGCGAGUGUUACUAUAUUAACACUAAAUGGAGAAUAUCAAGAAGCUAUAGUAGAUGAUAUCGAUGAUUUUGGUUAUUUGAGGGUAAAUACAAGUAUAAUGGGAGUUUCUACAAAGAUUGCAGUACAUCCAGAUAGAAAUAGUUUCGAUUUUCUUCAGGGGCUAAUAAUACCGGUAAUAGAAGAAGAUAUAUAAAAAAGAUAAAGAAUAUUUCUUAAUUGUCAAUUACAAUU
Messenger RNA from Nylanderia fulva, 3127 nucleotides. The record is from RefSeq and is a predicted model, not a curated record. Lineage: Eukaryota; Metazoa; Arthropoda; Insecta; Hymenoptera; Formicidae.